Molecule: messenger RNA, 2720 nt
Organism: Mauremys mutica (yellowpond turtle)
Lineage: Eukaryota; Metazoa; Chordata; Testudines; Geoemydidae
Gene: SDSL
Product: serine dehydratase like
Exons: 10
Coding region: 451-1434 (327 amino acids)
Biological process (GO): L-serine catabolic process; L-threonine catabolic process
Molecular function (GO): pyridoxal phosphate binding; L-serine ammonia-lyase activity; threonine deaminase activity
Source: RefSeq, a predicted model, not a curated record
CUCCAUCUACCGGCACCUCCCAACUAUUUCAAAAGAGAAAAAGCAAUAAUAAUCUCCGUUCAUUCCCAGCCUGUAGAAGCAAAUGCUGGAUUGGUUUGGUAUUCUGUUUGGGGAGGGAGGUGAGCUAGACAGCGCGGGUGUGUUGAGUAGGAAGAACACUCUGAGGGAAAGCUCAGUCAGAGAGAGUUUUUUGAAUUUAGUUCUCAAAAAGGUGAGCCUGGGAUCUCUUGUGGCAGGGAGUUCCAAAGUCUGCGUUCCAGCUGGUUCCUGCACUCUGAGCCUCCCCAUAUACAUUCACAGACCCUAAAGGAUUGGCUGGCAGCGUGGUAUUUUGGUUUGGAAUCACCGGCUCCUCCCCAUCUGUAUGCGUGGGGAAGGGCCUCGCCUUUCGGGCCUGGGGCGAGGAGGCAAGAGAUCCCAGGCAGAAUCAAGGUGUUUCCUUUGACACCAAUGGCAGACCUGUUGGACAGAGAUGGGAGAGGGUUCCACAUCCUCACUCCUGUGCUGGAAAGCGCCGCCCUGUCCAAGGCUGCAGGCACCAGGGUCUACAUGAAACUGGAGAAUGUCCAACCUACCGGCUCGUUCAAGAUUCGGGGGAUUGGCUACUUCUGUCAGGAGGCUGCCAAGAAGGACUGCAAACGUUUUGUUUGUUCGACAGGGGGGAAUGCUGGCUUCGCCACGGCCUACGCUGCCAAGAAGCUGGGGAUCCCUGCCACCAUCAUAGUGCCAACGAGCACCCCCCAGGCCACAGUGCAGAAGUUGGAAGAGCAGGGGACGGAGGUGCAGGUCUUUGGGAAGGUCUGGGACGAUGCCUACGCAAAAGCCCUGGCGUUAGCGGAGACCGACGGCUGGGUCAGCGUCCACCCCUUCGACCAUCCUUUGAUCUGGCAAGGCCAUGCCAGCAUGGUCAGGGAGCUGAAGGAUUUGCUAGGCCACAAGCCGGGCGCCAUCGUCCUGGCGGUGGGUGGUGGAGGGCUGCUGGCUGGAGUAGUGGCCGGCCUGCAGGACGUGGGCUGGCAGGAUGUACCCAUCGUUGCUGUGGAAACCAAAGGAGCUGACAGCUUCAAUGCAGCGCUCAGGGCUGGGAGAUUGGUCACCCUGCCGGAGAUAACCAGCGUGGCCAAAUGCUUGGGAGCCAAGACGGUGUCUGCCCGGGCACUGGAAUGUGCCCGCGAAUGCCAGGUCAUCUCCCAGCUGGUGGAGGAUGUGGAAGCAGUCCAAGCCGUAGAGCUGUUCCUGGAUGAUGAGCGGAUGCUGGUCCAGCCGGCCUGUGGCGCCCCUCUGGCCUUGCUCUACACGGGUCGUGUUCAACAGCUGCAGCGGGAAGGGCACUUGAACCCGGACCUGGACUCCAUUGUCAUCAUCGUGUGCGGGGGAAGCAGCAUCCAGCUGGCUGGGCUCCAGGCCCUGAAAACCCAGCUGGGCAUGAAAUGACAGCGGAUGCCGACCCCAGGCAGGGCCGGCUCUGCUGCUUUUGCUGCCCCAAGCAGUGCGCCGAAUUGCCGCCGCUGACGGCGGGGAAAGUCCGUGUGCUGUUAGGGCGGCGCGCGCGUUUCCGCGGCGGCGGCAGUUCAGUGGCUUCUGUCUUCCGGCUGAAGACAGAAGCUGCCUCCGAAUUGCCGCCAUGGGCAGCUGAACAUAGCAGCUGCUGCCGAAUUGCCGCCGCUGCAAAAUGCGCAAGCCGCCCUAACGGCUCACGGACUUUCCCCGUCGUCCGGCGGCAAUUCGGCGCGCUGCUUGGGGCGGCAAAAACACACACACUGCCGCCCCUUGCAGAGUGCCGCCCCAAGCACCUGCUUGGGAUGCUGGUGCCUGGACAGCUCACGGGGCAGGGGUGCAUGGGAUCCCAGGCAGACACCAAUACAUCGUAUUGUUGGGUUAUUGUAAGUGGAAUCUAAUUGAAUUCAAAGCAGUUUAUAGAAUAAAUACCAAGCUACUCUUGGAUCCUGAGCUCCCCACUGACUGCUUUAAUACUGCUGGGUGUGGCUGCUUGCUCUGCGUGUCCUGGGUAGGAAUGAAGGAGGAGUCAGCUGAGCAACGUUGGCUCUCUGAGCUGUGCCAUUUGGGAAGGUACUUUAGGGCACUCACUGGAGGUAGGCAAGUUAUAGAUUGUGACCAUCCAUCACUGUGGUUUUAACCCAUCGUUCUCAGUGUGAAUCGUUCACGGCUGACACUGAUUUCUGUUAGUCACAGAGGUUUAUUUGCUGAAUAAUUCUCAGACAGUGGGGCAAAAUGUUCAUGUCAGCUCUUCGUUAUUGGUGAUUGGUCACCAGUCAUAACAGAGUUGUUUCUGCUUCCUGGUUGGAUGACUGAAACUUGUCUAGCUAGCAAAUAAAGGAAAGUGACUGAUGGAGUCUGCAUAGCACUAUUCACAGGCCAAACGCUCCGAUGAAUGAAUAUUUGUGCUAAAAAUCUGUGAAAUCCUUCUGGCUUCAUGAUCAUUUUCAUGAAUACUCAACAGUUGCCUGCACACUAGGGAGAAAGGAAGUCUUUGUUAAAGAUCUAACAUCUCGGCCUGCUCAACUAAGGUGUCAGAUCUGACAAUACCCAUCUCUGAGACCAUCCAAGGAGUCCUCCAGCAAAACGGGCCUGGCUAUUCCAGAUACUGUGUUGCCCAUUCUGAUGAUUUUAUUGUAAGUCUCAUGCUAUUUUGUGCUUUUCUUUAGGGCUGUCGAUUAAUUGCGGUUAACUCAUGUGAUUAACGCAAAAAAAUUAAUCGU